Molecule: messenger RNA, 1392 nt
Organism: Talaromyces atroroseus
Lineage: Eukaryota; Fungi; Ascomycota; Eurotiomycetes; Eurotiales; Trichocomaceae
Product: Protein dml1
Exons: 5
Coding region: 1-1392 (463 amino acids)
Biological process (GO): mitochondrion distribution
Cellular component (GO): cytoplasm
Source: RefSeq, a predicted model, not a curated record
AUGCACGAGAUUAUCACCUUACAGCUAGGUCAGCGCAGCAACUAUGUUGCAACUCACUUCUGGAAUCUGCAGGAGUCGUAUUUCACAUACGGCGAAAACGAAGAACCACUAGUAGACCAUGAUGUGCAUUUCCGACCGGGACUUGGAGCAGAUGGAUCAGAAACUUUCACGCCAAGAACAAUAAUAUAUGAUCUAAAGGGAGGGUUUGGCACCCUCCGUAAAUACAAUGCGCUCUAUGAAGUAGAAGAACCAUCUGGUCUUCCUCGGGGGCUAUGGGAAGGCAAUGAGGUUGUGCAGCGACAACCAAACGUUCCUCAGAAUGAAUAUCAGAAGAGCUUAGAGGCAGGCUUUCCGGCGCCACGCUUAAGCUCUGCGUCUGUACGAUAUUGGUCCGACUUUAACCGAGUUUAUUAUCAUCCUCGGUCUAUAGUUCAGCUGAACGAAUAUGAACUCAACUCCUCGUUGAUGCCCUUUGAGGAAUGGGGCAUGGGAGAAGACUUGUUUCGGGAUUUGGAUAAAGAGCAUGAUCUAUUGGACCGAGAUCUUCGUCCUUUUGCCGAGGAGUGUGACCAUCUCCGUGCCCUCCAACUUUUCACAAGCUCAGAUGAUGCCUGGGGAGGAUUUGCCUCUAGAUACGUCGAUAGGAUCAGAGAUGAGUAUGGUAAGACUGCCAUAUGGGUUUGGGCAUUGGAAGAUGGCGCAAGGUUGCCAAGGUCACAAUGGUAUACGUCUGCUUUGAUCGCGUCUGCUGUUGAAACCGUCACAAUUCCAUCUCGUCUCCGGACCUAUCGUGAUUUUGAGGCCUCGUUAAUGGGCCAUCGUGGAGGAUCACAGACUAUCUUUGAGCUACAAUCCUCCGUUAUCCCUCUUGACACUGUUGAAAAUAGGUCACCAUGGGCGACAAGUGAGCAUUCAACGCACGAGUCGGCAGAUGAAGCCAAGCUGAAUUUUGAUCUCAACUUUACCGUACCCCAGCCACUGGCGGAUGACACGACCGUGUUCACCCAAGUCCAAGUCUUCCGAGGCGAAGAACAGGGGCCUAAUGCUACAAAUACCGACUCCUUACAUGUGGAAGAUAUUGGAUUAUCGCGAAAAUUACGUCUUUACGCAUCGAAACCGGCUGUUGAAAGAUUCUCUACAAACCUACGCUUCCCUCUUCCGGACAGUUACCCCCGCGAUAUAUUCAGAGGCUACGAUACACAGGCCGGAGUAGAGCUCAUGGCCGCUUUGUCUAGUACAUCGAGAAUCGCAGAUAAACUGAAGGACCUGCAGGCUAUUGCAAACAGAGGAGUGGGAGUGGAUGAGCGAGAGGAUUUGACAAAUUCCAUCGGAGAAAUCCGGGAAUUAUAUGAGAAAGACUGGGGAAGCGACUCGGACUCUGGCGACGAUUGA